UUCUCCUCCUCCUCGAACGCCCACUGGAGCGUGAGGUUGUUCAGCGCCGCCUUCGUCGCAGCGUAGACCAGGAGAUUCUGGCCCUCAGCGCCGGUGGACGGGGCGGCGGCGUCGUGGCGGACCUGUGCGACUUCCGCGCGAGACAUGAUGGGCGGGCGGGCGGCGUGGAGGGCCUGUGAACCGAGCUCGGAGGAGAUAUUGAUGAUCUCGCCGCCCUUGUUCAGCAGCGAGUACUUAGAAGGCGUUCUUGAUGGCGAUGAUCGAUGCGAUAUUGACCGUCAGCGCAAAGAUGAUCGGGCUUCCUGCGCUGGCCGCGCUGGAUUCCGGAGUGAGUGGGUGAGAGGAGGAGCGUCAGACGGCUGGAAACGAACGCACUUGUUGAUGAGGAAGUCCAGACCCGGGACACCCAGCUCCUUCAGCUUCGCGGCGACGGCAUCCUUCGCCUCGGUGAUGGUUUUUUCGUUGGCGAGAUCGAUGUAGAUAGGGAAGACGGAGGACGUGGGGUGGAUGUCCGACGUCAACUGAGUGAUGGCCUCCGCGGCGGCGUUCAUCCGGCGGGCGCCCAUGAAAACAACCAUGUUGGGCGUCCGCGCGAGCUGGUGCACGGUGUGA
Messenger RNA from Mycena citricolor, 612 nucleotides. The record is from the annotation of a GenBank genome assembly. NCBI's taxonomy places the organism in Eukaryota, Fungi, Basidiomycota, Agaricomycetes, Agaricales, Mycenaceae.